Molecule: messenger RNA, 369 nt
Organism: Magnusiomyces paraingens
Lineage: Eukaryota; Fungi; Ascomycota; Dipodascomycetes; Dipodascales; Dipodascaceae
Exons: 2
Coding region: 1-369 (122 amino acids)
Biological process (GO): protein folding
Cellular component (GO): prefoldin complex; cytoplasm
Molecular function (GO): protein folding chaperone
Source: RefSeq, a predicted model, not a curated record
AUGUCAUCCAAACAAGAAGUAGCUGCGCCUUCGCGUCCAUCAAACGCUGAACUUCAAGAGCAAUACAACACAUUUAAGGAAUCUAUCGCACAACUGUCAUCCAAAAUUGGCGAACUUGAAGCUGAUCUUGAUGAACACAAAAUUGUUCUUGAAACUUUGAAGACUAUGCCUUCCGACAGAAAAUGCUUUCGCAUGAUUGGUGAAUCUCUGGUCGAGUCAACUGUUAAGGAUGUCUCUCCAAAUCUUCAGACAAACUCCGUGCAAUUGCAGACCGUCAUUGGCACGCUUAACAAACAACUAGAACAGACUAAGGAUGAGCUUAAGAAAUGGCAAAUAAAAUACAAGGUUCAGAUCGUUCCUACUCAUUAG